This is a messenger RNA of Drosophila grimshawi, 2272 nucleotides long. RefSeq names its product CYFIP-related Rac1 interactor B. Lineage: Eukaryota; Metazoa; Arthropoda; Insecta; Diptera; Drosophilidae. Bases 344 to 1318 code for a protein of 324 amino acids. The record is from RefSeq and is a predicted model, not a curated record. Gene Ontology annotation, biological process: regulation of actin filament polymerization. The transcript has 5 exons. Gene Ontology annotation, molecular function: small GTPase binding.
AGUACGUUUUCAGCUACCGUCGAGAGUGGAUGAGUGUUGGGUGCGUGUUGUGUGUUGCGGCGUGUUUUUUGCUGUUUUUUAUAUGAUUUAAACAUAAACCUUGUGUAAAUGACAGCGAUGUUAUAAUCGCCGCAAUUAAACGAAUUUAGCAAAAGGGCGCUCCUACGGUACGUGAAUACUGCGACACACACACACACAAAUACACGCGAAAGUGCUGUGAAAAAAGCGUGAUAAGUGCUUUUGAGACAAUCAAAAUAUAUGAUAGAAAAAUAAAAUCAAAAGGGGAGGAAGGAGUAUAUUUAAUAAUACACGUACAUAUAUACGUAAUAAAUUAAUUACAAAAAUGGGCAAACUGCUGAGUCUUUUGUCACGCGACGAUUCAAAUUGUUGCGCCGCCAAAUCCUACGAUGUGUUCCUCGACUUUGAGAAUGCGCAACCAACGGAAACGGAACGCGAGUUAUUCGAUGAAGUGCAGCGAGUCCUCAAGGAAUCGGAUGUCGUUCUAACCGAGAUACAAAUCUAUAAGGGCGCCAACAAAGAAAUCCGCGAAGCAAUCGCCGAUCCAUCGCCAGAGGUGCAGGGCAAGGCGUGGGCCGCCGUUCUGCCGCUGGUCAAGAAGCUGAAACGGUGCUACGAGCACUCCAUGGAAUUGGACAAAAUAGUGCCCAAACUGUUGGGUCAAUUGGUUGGCGGCAAACUCAAUCCGACACAGCAUCUGGAGACGCAGCAGGCGCUGGUCAAGCAGCUGGCCGAGAUAUUGGAAUUUGUGUUGAAAUUCGAUGAGUACAAGAUGAAAACACCUGCCAUACAGAAUGACUUCAGUUACUAUCGGCGCAUUGUGAGUCGACAGCGUGUGGAUUCCACAGAGAAUAUGCAGGUGAGCGCUGAGCUGGCGAAUCGUAUGUCGCUCUUCUAUGCGAAUGCCACGCCCAUGCUUAAGGUGCUCAGCGAGGCGACAUCGCGGUUCGUCAAUGAUAAUGCGGACGAUGUCCAGAAUACGACAGAAACGCUUGGCACAAUGGCUAAAGUGUGCCUACGAAUGCUGGAGAAUCCCAAACUGCUGCAACAGAUCGAGCGGGAGGAGACACAGAUGCUGGUGCUACGCGUCAUGGUCGGACUGGUCAUUCUCUACGAUCAUGUGCAUCCGACGGGAGCGUUUGCGCGCGGCGCCCACGUCGAUGUGAAGGGCUGUGUGCGAUUGCUGCAGGCACAGCCGGCGAUAAAGGCGGAACCGCUGCUGAAUGCCCUGCGCUACACGACGAAGCAUCUCAACGAGGAGAAUACGCCGAAGAAUAUUCGCAAUUUGCUGGCCGCAUAAUGGCGGAGAUCGGCGGGGAUAAUGCCAAAUGCAAGCGCCCACAAUCGUUUUGUUUAUGUGUACAAUUUGUAACGUUAACUUUGUUUAAUGAUUUAAACGGUUUUUUAUUUAUGUAAUUAAUAGGCUUCUACUACGAGUAUAUAAAUAUAUAUAAAUAUUAUGUUUAAAUUGUGUGAGUGUUGUGCAGAAAGGAGGCAGCAAUUAGUUUUAUUUAUGAAUUUCCAACAAUUCUAUUAAUUUGUAAUUUUUCUUAUUGUUUAGCGCGCCUCCUUGUGAAGUAAAUAUGCAAAUAUAUAUCAAGAAACAACCAGCAACAAAACAAUAUUUAGCUCAUAUUUUAGCACUAAUAUUAAGUAAUAAAUAUUACAAAUUGAUUAAAGAAACAAAAAAAAAGGAGAAAAGUAAAUUAGCGCAAAGUAUAAAAUAAAAUAAUAGAAAUGAAUAUCCUAAAUUUCAAUUUCAACUACUAACCAGAGAUUAUAACUUUAAAUACAUUUUUUUAAAUCAAAUUUAGCUUAUUUUUUUGUACAUGACUACAAUUAAUCAAAAAGAACAAAAUACAAUACAUACCAACUAAAAUGGCCUGAACAAACUGAAUGAAACCACACGCAGUAAAAACGCAGAUGCAUUUAUAUUUCCAUUUUCUACAGAAAACAUUUUAUAAACAUAUUAAAACGAACCUUUCUAUGUCUGAUUAUGAAAGAAUGCUGCGCAAUAAUAUUAAUUUUUAAGAUUUACAAAUAGGAAUUUAUAAAACUGUAUUGAGAAAAGAAAACACAAAAAAAAAACAAAAAUAAAUUGAAAACACGCCGAAAGAUUUAUAUGUAUAUGCGACAACAACAAACACUUGCCGAGAACAAGAAAAUCAAAAUAAAAAAGUUAUCGCACAAUAUGAAUUAUAUGAAUAAAAGUUGUUUAGUUGUCUCGCCGAAGAUAAGUCAAAGAAUCAAUGAA